Molecule: messenger RNA, 448 nt
Organism: Apis florea (little honeybee)
Lineage: Eukaryota; Metazoa; Arthropoda; Insecta; Hymenoptera; Apidae
Source: RefSeq, a predicted model, not a curated record
GAUUUUUGUGUUCCCUCGUCUCGCUGCAAGGAAAAACAAGCCCUUUGAGAGGAACGCGGCGACACAACCGCGUUCUUCUUCCUGCUGUCGAGAGUGGUUCUCUCCGCUGACCGAUGGGGACCAUAAAAGCGAUCGCGGAGAAAUUGCAGGAAAGAAUUAUCAAGGUGGAGAAACACCAGCUACGCGCACGGCACACGACGAGUAACCACGUUACCGAUGGAAUUCGUCGAGGAAAAGAAGAGAAGAAAAAAAAAAGGAAUGGGAACGUAAUCUCUCACGACGAGGUGGAAAUGGAUAGCAACACGCAGAGGCAGGUUCGAAAUGCUCGACUGCUUCCAAUGGUUUUAGAUGAUCACCAAUUUCGUGACGAUCGUCUUAGAAGAUCUAUCCUGCAUAAUACUGAUAAAAAAAAAAAUUUCUCGAAACAAUAGGUGGAUAAAACGAUUUA